AUGUUUCAAUAUCAAAGGACCUAUCUGGAAAAUGUUUUGAUCCCUCAAUUUGAUCAACAUGGCCCUACGCACGAUUGCAACUUGCUAGGCACUCGCUUUAUUUUCACUGCGGAGCCUGUCAAUAUCAAGGCACUAUUUCUGGGCAACUUCGAUGAUUUUGAGAUUGGGCAAGUACGAAGAGACGCUUUUAAGCCUCUUUUCGGGCCUUCGUCAGUUUUUAUAACCGAUGGGAAGGAAUGGCGUCUUGCCCGUAAAGAUCUGAGGCCCUUUCUAAACCUCCACCUGGACGAAAAGUUGCCACUGGUCGAAGAAGGCGUCCAGAAGCUCUUUGAAACCAUCAGAACCAGCAAUAGCGGUCCAAAUACAAGCCAGGCUUCCAUCGAGGUCAAAGGCGCAUUUAGGGACCUGACAGCGAACACUGUUACACGAAUCCUGACCGGGGGCGCGUUUCCCACAGCUGAUGUGUUUCCCGGUGCCUCUCAUAAUAUGUCAUUCUACCACGCAUGUGAUAUUGGGAUGGCUGGUGCAUGUAUGCGAAGUUUGGGCUUCUUAGCAAGGCCUUUCGCUCACAGAAACUUCCACACUGCCUGUGAAGCGGCUCAGCAAUAUAUUCUUCCCAUCAUAUCCAAAGGAUUAAGCGAACUUUCGGUUUCUUCAGACAAAAGCCAAAGCCGCAACGGGAAACAAACAAAUUGGCUGUCUUCCACAUAUACCCAAGCUAUUACCGGCAGGAAGACUAAAGAUAUUGCCAAAGAAGCACUGGCUGUCAUCAUUGCUGGAACUGAUAGUACCGCCAGUCUGCUAUGCUUUACUAUCCUACUUUUGGCCCAGAGAGAGGAAAUUACGAUAUCAUUGCGUCAGUCGAUACUCGAACGCUUUGGAAAAGAUCUAACCGAAGAAAUGAGCGCCAAAAGUCUGAUGGCAUUUGAACCUUUGCAGAACGUAAUCCAUGAGGUGCUGCGGCUAUAUCCCCCCGUACCAAUCAGCUUGAGAGUGGCUAAGGAGAGUUGUACCUUGCCCUCUGGUGGUGGCCGUGACGCAGAGUCUCCCAUAUUGUUACAAAAGGGCAGACUGUUGCAUUCAGCUCAUAUGCUCUACAUCGAAGGGUAG
This is a messenger RNA of Aspergillus puulaauensis, 1110 nucleotides long. RefSeq lists its product as uncharacterized. Gene Ontology annotation, molecular function: heme binding; iron ion binding; oxidoreductase activity, acting on paired donors, with incorporation or reduction of molecular oxygen. The transcript has a single exon. Lineage: Eukaryota; Fungi; Ascomycota; Eurotiomycetes; Eurotiales; Aspergillaceae. Bases 1 to 1110 code for a protein of 369 amino acids. The record is from RefSeq and is a predicted model, not a curated record.